GUUUCAGACGAACAACACAUACUACUUAAAUCACACAGUCGUUUCAACUUGGAAUGAAUCAGAACAGAAAGGUGCAACAUUGUUUGGAGAAAUCAAAUGCUAAGUAUGUUGACUCAGCAAAAUCCGAUAUUCUUGGAGCGUUAGCCGAAUUCAAGGAUUUGUUGCCGGAUACUGAAAACUUCACCUUCCCAGAUGGAAAAAGAAAACUAGCUUUUCGCCUUCAUGGAACAAUCCCUGUAUUUUACAAGGGAGUUAGAUAUAACAUUCCAAUUUCUGUCUACCUAUGGGAUACACAUCCUUAUUAUGCUCCUAUAUGUUACGUAAGCCCCACACCGACGAUGGUCAUACGUGAGUCAGAGCAUGUGACGAAGCAAGGACGAGUGUUUCUUCCCUACCUCAGUGAAUGGCGAUUUCCAGGUUAUGACUUAAACGGGCUCUUGCAGGUCAUGGCAAUGGUGUUCCAAGAAAAGUGCCCUGUAUUUGCGAAGAACUCAUCAAGCAGUAGCAGCACUCCGACACCUUCAUCAACAACUUCGCAACCGACUCCAUCAUAUCCUGCGCCAUAUCCUUCAGCUAGUCCAUCAUUACCUACUCCUUAUCCAACUACUCCCGCAAUGCCAUAUCCAAAUCAGACACCCUAUCCUACAACAAAUAAUCAGUUUGGGAGUGGAUAUCCGCCAUAUCCUCAACCAUCUAUCUCCACGCGGACACCACCUCCUGUCCCAGCUCCACCAAAGCCAUCUCCUGCAAUCUCAGCUGGUACUCUUCAACCAGAACAUAUCCGAGCAUCAAUACUUAGUGCUCUCGAGGACAAACUGAAAAUGCGUUUGCGAGAGAAAAUCGGCACUUCCCAUGCAGAAAUCACGUCGAUUCGAGAGACUCAGAGUGAGCUACAGGCUGGACAACGGAAUCUUCGUAGAAUGAUUGAUGAACUAGAGAAACAACAGAAGUUGUUGGAGUCCUACAUUUUUGCUCAUCAGGAUAAAAAAGAUGAGCUGUCGCGAACAUUAGCGGAAUGUGGCGGAGAUAACGGUGAGAACAAAACUAUGGACAUCGAUGCAGCGAUUGAUGCAGCUACGCCUUUGCAUCGACAAAUUCUGACUAACUACGCUCAGGAUUUAGCAUGCGAUGAUGUUAUUUAUGCGCUUGGUCAAGCUUUGAGGGAGAAGAAAAUUUCUGUACAAGACUAUCUGCGUUGCGUACGAGAUGUUUCACGAAAGCAAUUCAUCUACCGUGCAACUAUGCAGAAAUGUCGAAAAGCAGCGGGUCUUCCCAUCUAAUUACAUCUCAUACUGUCUCGUCAUCAUAACUAAUAAGUUUUCUAAAAAAUUUCUCUUUCUUCGCCUUCAUUUUAGUUAACCGGUUGUGAGUUUACGCGUCUGGUGUAAUUCGCAAUUUCUCGCAUAUGUUUCUGCAGACUUUUGGCAUGUGUUUUACAAGGUAUUUGCCUCGCAGUAUAGAUGUGAUUACUCAAAGGGUUGUAGACCUGCUAAAUAGAUAUAUUUUCCUGCAAUGGUAAGGUCAACCCUUCCUGUUCAUUCUGCCAUCAAAUUUUUUUCGUUUGCAUUGCUUGUCUCGCCGAUUUUCUUAUCUACAGGGCACGUCUUUGGGGUCCCUGCUUUGUUUUGCUGUAUCUUCAUCGAUUACAAUUCUAUAAAUAUUUUGAAU
This is a messenger RNA of Cylicocyclus nassatus, 1668 nucleotides long. The record is from the annotation of a GenBank genome assembly. NCBI's taxonomy places the organism in Eukaryota, Metazoa, Nematoda, Chromadorea, Rhabditida, Strongylidae.